AGCGACGGCGGCGCCUGGCGCGGGCGGGCGCGCGGGGCCGGGCCGGAGCGGGCCGGGAGCCGCCAUGCCCCGGGACAACAUGGCCUCCCUGAUCCAGCGGGUGGCGCGGCAGGCGCGCAUCACCUUCCGCAGCCCCGCGGGGCCGGCCUUCGGGGAGAACCUGCACCGGCUGCAGCAGCUGCUGGACGAGGUGCGCGCCGAGGACCUGCACUUGGCGCCGCAGGGGCCGGCUCCGGCGGCGGCGGGGUGCCCGCGGGCCGGCGCCGUGCCGCCCGUCAGCUACAUGCACAUCUGCGAGACCGAGAGCUUCAGCAUGGGCGUGUUCCUGCUGCGCGGCGGCGCCUGCAUCCCGCUGCACGACCACCCGGGGAUGAACGGCAUGCUGAAGGUGCUGUACGGCACGCUGCGCAUCGCCUGCAUGGACGCGCUGCCCGCCGCCGCCGCCCCGCCGCCGCCGCCCGCCCCGGGGCCGUGCCUGCGCGCCCUGCUGCGCUCCCGGCAGCACUACACGCCCGCCUCGCCGCCCUGCCUGCUCUCGCCGCACAGCGACAACCUGCACCAGAUCGACGCCGUGGACGGCCCCGCCGCCUUCCUCGACAUCCUGGCGCCGCCCUACGACCCCGAGCACGGCCGGGACUGCCACUACUACCGCCUGCUGGAGGGGCCGCCGGCCGGCGCCGAGCCCGCGCUGCCCAGGGAGGUGUGGCUGCUGGAGACCGCGCCGGCCGCCGACUUCUGGUGCGGGGGAGAGCCCUACCCGGGGCCCCGCGUCUGCCCCUGAGGCGGCGCCCGCCGCGCGUCGGCCCUCGGGACCGGACGGAACGCUGCGGAGCGCC
Phasianus colchicus (ring-necked pheasant) is the source of this 836-nucleotide messenger RNA. The record is from RefSeq and is a predicted model, not a curated record. NCBI's taxonomy places the organism in Eukaryota, Metazoa, Chordata, Aves, Galliformes, Phasianidae.